Messenger RNA from Copidosoma floridanum, 1431 nucleotides. RefSeq lists its product as uncharacterized. The record is from RefSeq and is a predicted model, not a curated record. Lineage: Eukaryota; Metazoa; Arthropoda; Insecta; Hymenoptera; Encyrtidae.
AUGGGCACAGCAAAUUAUUCUAACGCCGUUAUCACAGUUCGUAUGAAUAGCCUGGAUACGAAUUGGAAGGAAUUCAAAAACAAUCAUCUUACUCUUCUUAGCCUACAAGAAAAUCUAAGCGAGCAGGAUUAUAUCAAAAACGAUGUCUACGCAAAAACCGAGGAAUUUUUUCUGACUGCCCUUGCCACUAUGCUGUCACUUCUCGAGACCUAUCCUGCGCCGAUACUUCCGACUGCCUCAUCGUCUUCUCAAGCUCUGUCAGCACCUACGUCAUCUUUGCGCAAACUGCCCAAGAUCAAGUUGCCGACCUUCAUGGGUGACUACAAGUUGUGGCCAGAGUUUCGUGACUUGUUUAUUUCUGGCGUUUCUUUCAGCUCGUUAUUAAACAACGUUGAAAAGUUGUUUUAUUUAAAAUCAAGUCUGGCUGGAGACGCAGCUGAGCUCGUCCGUGGCAUCUCUCUCGAGGGUGACAAUUUUCAACGGACUUGGGACGUGCUAAGGGUUAUUGGGUUUGAUGCAUUUGAGAUGCCACGCGUGCAAGUUAAUGCACUAUUAAACGGCUUCUUCUUGAUGAAGUGUGUCAGUGGUGAGGAUGCGGCAGACCUCAGUCGGAUCCUUUCAACCGCCAAAAAUCUUGUCAAAGGACUUAAAAAUCUUAAACGGCCAACAAUUUCAGACGACGUCUUAGUUUAUAUCCUUGCAAAUAGACUGGACGCCGUAACACGUCGCGAUUGGGAAAAAUCGCUCGAAACUUCGAGAGAGCCGGCUGCAUUCAGUCAGCUGACUGAGUUUCUCGAGGGACGCAUCCUGACGCUGUCAAGCGUAGCCUCAAGCAACGGGAAAGGGCAGCGGUCAAUAGGCAUGCAUACGCACCAGGAAUCAUACAGAUCGAAGGUGCCGGUAUGCUCUCUCUGCUCCUUGCGUCAUCAGCUGUGGACUUGCGAAGCCUUUAAAGCCAGAAAUCUAAUGCAAAGGAGGGAAUUUGUGCUUGAGAAGCAGUUAUGUGAGAACUGCUUGGGCUCUCACGAAGUUUUAACCUGUCACUCCGGGAGGACUUGUUUUGUUUGUGGGGCUAAGCACCACACGUCUAUACACGUUGACGCCUCAACAGACACCCAUGUAGCUGUAGUCUCUGCGAAUUCUUCUGUGCCGAUUCGAUGCAAUGAGCCUCUCAACGUUUCGGUAAGCAAAACAACAUCUUUUGCGCCAACAUUGCUACCCACAGCAUGGGUCAGUCUGGUGGGGGCGGAUGGCCAGAAACAUUGUGUUCGAGCGUUGAUCGAUCAAGGAUCACAGUGCUCAUUCCUGUUGCAAUGCUUGGCCAACUCACUGCAGCUUCCACGCAGCCCUGCUUGUGUAUCGAUCGAUGACGUAAGUGGUGUUCAUCCUACAGCUGCCCAUGGCCGAAGCAGGAUCACAGUCAAGUCUUGA